AUGGCAAGGACAUACGUGGCCGUGGUGGUUUCAGACUCAUCCAAAAUAAAGCGUAUCAAAACUCUCCUUGAACGUGAAAAAUUACUAAAUCGUAAUAGAAAGAUAAGAAAAACGGGCAGUUUGACAUAUGUCUUCUCUACGCUGACAGAAUACGCUGCUUUGGAAUCUAUUUUAGGUAGUGAGGAUGAAUUUGACCUUGUUUUCUAUUCAAGCGAUGAUCUGGCCAAUGAGUCUAGUUUAACUACGAUAACUAGAAGCUAUUUGGCUGAGAGGAAUGUAGCAGAAGAUCGAAUCAACCAAUUAUUGACAUAUGUGCCUAAAAAAUGGAGUAUAUAUCCACCUGUAGUCUUGCUCAAUCCUGGAACAUUUGAUUCAAGCUUAUGGGCGGAGCAAUUCAAUAUGGGAAUAGACAAACAGGACUUUUGUUGUACCAUACUUUCCCACUGUUUCCCAUCAGGAAUCACUCACAUUGCAAUUAAUAUGCCCAUAGCGGAAACGGAUGUGAUGAGAAGACCUAUGCAUAUAAUACCUUUUUCCGGUGACUUCGGACCUGAGCCUACUUUCGAAGAGCCUACGCAGCAAGACUUUAAUGAUGCGUUUUGGUGCAGUGUCAUACAGAAUGGCAUUUACCAGACAUGGGCCCCCAGGUACACAAUGUUUUCUAGGGGAAACAUUAAAGAGAAAAAGCGUAUACUAGACAAUUUCAAGUGCUUACAGGGCCAAUACGUUGUGGAUAUGUAUGCCGGCAUAGGCUACUUUACUCUCUCUUAUUUGGCAAAUGGCGCAACCGUUUUCUGCUGGGAGAUAAACCCCUGGUCAAUCGAAGGUCUAUCCAGAGGUUUGAAACACAAUGGAUACAAAUACUUAGUCGUAAAACCAGAGGACGUUUUCAAUGCAUCUAUUUUCUCUGAAUCGGUUCAACUGGGUAUAAAGGCUUUUCUCUUUCAAGAAAGUAAUGAGAACGCAUUAUUAAGACUUUCGCAGCUUAAUAUUCCAAUUAGUCAUAUAAACUUAGGUUUAUUACCAUCUUCAGAACAGUCUUGGGCUACAUCUCGCUCGAUCAGUCAAGUUAUCUCGACUCUGAAGUCGUUGAUUAUACAUAUUCAUGAAAAUGCUCACGUAGAUGAUUUUGAUUCAGUCAAAGAUCGAGCCAGGCGAAGCUUCCCCGGUUUUCAUCUUGAACAUAUAGAAAAGGUAAAGACCUACGCUCCCGAUGUUUGGCAUAUUGUACUCGAUAUAGCAAUAUAG
This is a messenger RNA of Priceomyces carsonii, 1248 nucleotides long. RefSeq names its product Trm12p (gene TRM12). Lineage: Eukaryota; Fungi; Ascomycota; Pichiomycetes; Serinales; Debaryomycetaceae. The transcript has a single exon. Gene Ontology annotation, cellular component: cytoplasm. Gene Ontology annotation, molecular function: S-adenosylmethionine-dependent methyltransferase activity; tRNA methyltransferase activity. Gene Ontology annotation, biological process: tRNA methylation; wybutosine biosynthetic process. The coding region runs from base 1 to 1248 and encodes 415 amino acids. The record is from RefSeq and is a predicted model, not a curated record.